UGUAUCAGAAUGUUAAUGAUUAGCUGCUGCUAAAUUUGGUCAAAGAAGUCACCUACACAGAGCGUGUUGUUAGAGCUGUUCUGAGCGGGUGUUUGGGCUGUUGGCUGCUUUCUUCCCCCUCUCUCACACACUUGUAUAUUAUUUUGAGGUGGUGUUCGCAGAGUUUGAAAGGAGAGAGAAUUAAAAAAAAAAAGCCGCAAGCGUUUCACUCUCUUUUAUUUUUAUAAUCCCCUUCAAUUUGGGGUUAAAAAAAAAAAGACAAGAAAACAGGAAGGAAGAAAAAUAAGGAAAUGAGAUGUGGUAAAAGAAGCUAAAAGGUGCCUUUUAAAAGAUCGUUGCUGUGAAGUGAAAAAAUCUCCAGAGAAACCAAAAAGCACCGCCGAGACCUCUUCCGAACCAAAGGAGUUUGUGUUUGCUUUUAGGAAAGAAGAGAGAGAUCAUUCAUUCGGAGGAAUAACAGCCAAUUAAAAGACAAAUAAAAAAAAGUUUGGAGUGGGACGAGCGAGCGGGCGGGCGGCGCUGCCGGCGGGCGCUGGUGCGCGGAGCUCGCACUUUCCCGGCCCGGGGGAGCGGCGCGGCCGCGGCGCCGGGCUCGGCGGGCGCGCCUCGGCGGAGCGAACGUCGGAGCGUUGCCGCGGGAGACGCGCGCCGGACAAUGCCCGCGGCGGGCCAGUGACGCCCGCGAGGAAUGCCGAGCGGCCCGGCCGCCCGCACCCAGCCGCCGCCACCGCCGCAGCGCGUUCCUGCCGCCCGCGUCACGCGAGACCCGGCGGGGGCCGGGACCGCCCGAGCCGCCCCUCGGACCUGGCCGGCCGCCUCCGCCGCCGCCUCCUCCUCCUCCUCCUUCUCGGGGCCAUUAAAGCCAAUGAGCCGCGCGCCUCUGCCCAGCGCAGCCAACUAAAUCGGUUUGGAUGAUUCGCGAUCUGAGCAAGAUGUACCCGCAGACCAGACACCCGGCACCGCAUCAGCCUGCUCAACCCUUUAAAUUUACAAUUUCCGAGUCCUGUGAUCGGAUUAAGGAAGAGUUUCAGUUUUUACAGGCUCAAUACCACAGCCUGAAGCUGGAAUGUGAGAAACUGGCCAGUGAGAAGACCGAGAUGCAGCGGCAUUAUGUCAUGUAUUAUGAGAUGUCCUAUGGGUUGAAUAUAGAAAUGCACAAGCAGGCAGAGAUUGUCAAGAGGCUGAAUGCUAUCUGUGCACAAGUCAUUCCCUUCCUGUCCCAAGAGCACCAGCAACAAGUGGUGCAGGCUGUGGAACGGGCCAAGCAGGUGACCAUGGCCGAACUGAACGCCAUCAUUGGGCAGCAACAACUCCAGGCCCAGCAUUUGUCACAUGGACAUGGUCUGCCGGUGCCUCUGACCCCACACCCUUCCGGCCUUCAGCCCCCUGCCAUUCCUCCCAUUGGGAGCAGCGCUGGCCUCCUGGCCCUCUCCAGUGCCCUGGGAGGCCAGUCCCACCUUCCAAUUAAAGAUGAGAAGAAGCACCAUGACAAUGAUCACCAAAGAGACAGAGACUCCAUCAAGAGUUCUUCAGUAUCCCCAUCAGCCAGUUUCCGAGGUGCCGAGAAGCACAGAAACUCCACUGACUACUCCUCUGAUAGCAAAAAGCAGAAAACUGAAGAAAAGGAAAUCGCAGCUCGUUAUGACAGCGACGCUGAGAAGAGCGACGACAACUUGGUGGUCGACGUUUCCAAUGAGGAUCCAUCUUCCCCUCGAGGGAGCCCAGCACAUUCCCCGAGGGAGAAUGGUCUGGACAAGACGCGCCUGCUCAAGAAAGAUGCCCCCAUCAGUCCAGCGUCUAUCGCAUCCUCCAGCAGCACUCCUUCCUCCAAAUCCAAAGAGCUUAGCCUUAAUGAAAAAUCUACCACUCCUGUUUCAAAAUCCAAUACCCCUACUCCACGAACCGAUGCACCCACACCAGGCAGUAACUCCACUCCCGGAUUGAGGCCUGUGCCUGGAAAACCACCAGGAGUCGACCCCCUGGCCUCAAGCCUAAGGACCCCGAUGGCAGUCCCUUGUCCAUACCCAACCCCGUUUGGGAUCGUGCCCCACGCUGGGAUGAAUGGGGAGCUGACCAGCCCAGGCGCCGCCUACGCUGGGCUGCACAACAUUUCUCCACAGAUGAGCGCGGCGGCCGCUGCUGCCGCCGCCGCCGCCGCCUACGGGAGAUCCCCAGUGGUUGGGUUUGACCCACACCAUCACAUGCGCGUGCCAGCAAUACCUCCAAACCUGACCGGCAUUCCGGGAGGAAAACCAGCAUACUCCUUCCACGUCACCGCGGACGGUCAGAUGCAGCCCGUCCCUUUCCCCCCCGACGCCCUCAUCGGACCCGGCAUCCCCCGCCACGCGCGCCAGAUCAACACCCUGAACCACGGGGAGGUGGUGUGCGCGGUGACCAUCAGCAACCCCACGAGACACGUGUACACGGGCGGGAAGGGCUGCGUCAAGGUCUGGGACAUCAGCCACCCCGGCAACAAGAGCCCCGUGUCUCAGCUCGACUGUCUGAACAGGGAUAACUACAUCCGUUCCUGCCGAUUGCUCCCUGACGGUCGCACCCUCAUCGUGGGAGGGGAAGCCAGCACUCUGUCCAUCUGGGACCUGGCGGCUCCGACCCCGCGCAUCAAGGCGGAGCUGACGUCCUCGGCCCCUGCGUGCUACGCCCUGGCCAUCAGCCCCGACUCCAAGGUCUGCUUCUCGUGCUGCAGUGACGGCAACAUCGCGGUCUGGGACCUGCACAACCAGACGCUGGUGAGGCAAUUCCAGGGCCACACAGAUGGGGCCAGCUGUAUUGACAUUUCUAAUGAUGGCACCAAGCUCUGGACGGGCGGCCUGGACAACACGGUCAGGUCCUGGGACCUGCGCGAAGGGCGGCAGCUACAGCAGCAUGACUUCACCUCACAGAUCUUUUCUCUCGGCUACUGCCCAACUGGAGAGUGGCUCGCAGUGGGGAUGGAGAACAGUAACGUGGAAGUGCUACAUGUCACCAAGCCAGACAAAUACCAGCUACAUCUCCAUGAGAGCUGUGUGCUGUCGCUCAAGUUUGCCCAUUGUGGCAAAUGGUUUGUAAGCACUGGAAAGGACAACCUUCUGAAUGCCUGGAGAACACCUUAUGGAGCCAGUAUAUUCCAGUCCAAAGAAUCCUCAUCGGUGCUUAGCUGUGACAUCUCUGUGGAUGACAAAUACAUUGUCACUGGCUCUGGGGACAAGAAGGCCACGGUUUAUGAAGUUAUUUAUUAAGGACAAAUCUUCAUGCGAACUGGACCCCUUCUCCCUGUAGCACUUUGUUCUGUCCUCCUCUUCCCCUGCAUCUAAAACCAAGGAUUCCACACGCUGGCUGCAGCUGUGGGGUUUGAUCCCGCCUCUUACCCCUACUUCCUCCUCGCUGUUGAAUUGUGAAUACCCAUUAAGAACCUGUGAUACCAAAUCUUCAGCUCUCUACUCGGAAGAACAUGGAAGAACCAUACUUAACCGUGACGGAAUCUUGAAUUAUGUAUUAUAUCUGUAAUAUAUUUAUUUUGUUUAAAGAAGGCUUUCUAACUUUGACUGAAUAAAGCUGUCUGCUCCUGCAUUGAUAAUGAAGAUGCGUUGUAUUUGAUACCCCUCCCCUCCUUUUUUUGGCAAAGGAGGGGAAAGGAAGGUUUAAAAUAAUUGAUUAAAAAUGUCACUAAGUGUAGACUAAGGACUGUAUAGAGACGUGAAAUGUAUAAUUACAUAUGGAAGCAAUAUGUUGCUGUGUUGUUAGAUUUUUGUUUUUGUUUUUGUUUUCUACUUUAAAUGUUUGGAAAUUUGAACGAUUAGAACCUGACAGGCCACGUCGUAUUCAUUUGAGUCUAUUUGGACAACUUUAACAAAUAUAUCUAUAGCUUUAGAUUCUAUUUGAUAAAAGUAAUUGGACUUCUCCUUUUUCUUUUUUGACUCGUUGACAAGUGUCUUUGUAAUAAGUUUUUAAUUCCUUUUUUUAUUGUAUUAUAGACAGAUGAACAAAUUAAAUCUGGCCUAAAGAGAGAACUUAAUCCCUUCCGGAUAUUUUUGCCACGUUUCUUUGCAAAGGGAGAUGUAUACCUUUGGGCAAUUUUGUCAUUAACGAGAAAUUAUGGGCUAUUUUUUGGCAUGUUCUUCGGGAACUGCACAGACUCAGGGGAGGAUUCCUCCUGCUGUGCAAGGCAAGUCUUUUACAAAACGAGGACAGCAGAGGAGAUUUGCAAGGACCUCCCUCUGAAAACCAGAAAGAAUGGACUCUCACCUGGGAGGAGGACUUGCUUUCUUUACCUCCGGUUCUUUCCCUGUCUUAGUUGGAUGUCCCCGAAACGGACGCGGGCUGUGCCAUUGUGCCAGAAACAUUGUGUUAUCUUUUAUGUUGUUGUUGUUGCUGUUCAACUAUGAUAUGUGACUCCUUUUUUUUUUUAUUAUUAUUUUUUGUUUGAAUGCUUUAAAAAUCUUUUAAGUCUGUGGAUCUGCUGAUGUACAGUGCCUUUGCUGCUAUGGAUCAAAAUCAAGAGAACCGUGUAGAUAAACUUUAUUGUACAAGUAGAAAAUUACUUAAUUUCAUACUAGAAAUGGAUGGAUGCUGCAAGUUGAAAUGGACUGUCCAUUGACGUUCCUAAUGUGGUAGCAGAAAAAAAAAUGGUGUCUUAAGUGCUUAGUGUUUGAUGUCAUUAACAGUUUCGUAAAACUCUACAGUGUAGAAAGAUUUUGAUACUAAACUGUGCAUUGUACAUAGUUCUAAUGCAUCGUAUUGACCACCAGUACUUCUAUAACGGUAGAUUGUUUGUGCAUUCAGACUUUUAAGCAUUAAACAUAAAAUAACUUCUAGGA
This is a messenger RNA of Leopardus geoffroyi (Geoffroy's cat), 4814 nucleotides long. Its product is annotated as transducin-like enhancer protein 4. NCBI's taxonomy places the organism in Eukaryota, Metazoa, Chordata, Mammalia, Carnivora, Felidae. Gene Ontology annotation, biological process: regulation of DNA-templated transcription; negative regulation of canonical Wnt signaling pathway. The record is from RefSeq and is a predicted model, not a curated record. The transcript is spliced from 20 exons. The coding region runs from base 912 to 3236 and encodes 774 amino acids. Gene Ontology annotation, cellular component: nucleus; transcription regulator complex. Gene Ontology annotation, molecular function: protein binding; transcription corepressor activity.